Messenger RNA from Dentiscutata heterogama, 283 nucleotides. The record is from the annotation of a GenBank genome assembly. NCBI's taxonomy places the organism in Eukaryota, Fungi, Glomeromycota, Glomeromycetes, Diversisporales, Gigasporaceae.
AUGGAAAUUACCCAGAUUAUGAUUGCAAUGUUAAUGGCUGGCCACACACAAGCUCAACUAAUAGGAUUUGUUCGUGAUAUGCCAAUUCCUGGAAAAAACUACGUUAUUCAAAAGAUGUCUAUACCCAACGCAUUCCUACUCUUACUGCGAGAUCUAAAUAUUUUGAAAAUGCCGAGAAAUUUAAUCCAUAUAGGUGGAAAAAUUGAUUUACAAAAUAAAGAACGUGAUGAUGGUCUUGUGGAUUAUCGUUUUGGUGUUCCUUCUGUUUGUGCAAAAUCCUAUG